AUGGAAAAUAGUUGUAUGGCCAUAGACGAGAAAAACCGUGACGUUUUGUGGUUGCUUAACCAUUGCAAAUGUAUUACAAACGUAGACGCGGCACCAAAAAGUUCCAUCGGAUAUGGAUUUUGCGUUUUCGCGUUAGAGGCACUGACUGUCGUGGAGAAAAACAUCCAAGAUACCUUUUCAGAAAACGGGAACCACCCUUUGGUAAAGCUCGUAGCUAACGAAAAGCUGAAAUCAGCUUUCAAGAAGAACAAAAGACUAGUUUCAUCGUAUACAGAAUCCGUCCUCGUCAAGGAAGCGUGUUCAGUGAUCAUGCACGAGGCGACUGGAUGUAGUUAUAAAGAGGCCACAGAGGCUCUGCAACGAACGGUGGCCAAAAGUUUUUUCACAGCAUAUAGCCUGGCAACAACUCACCGCUCGAGCAUAAAAGAAUAUUGGUCAAGCGCCCUAGCGGAUAGACGUAAAGCCUGGUGAACACAAAGACGCUAACAUCCUGCAGAAAAGUUCAACAUGGCUGACAACACCGUACGGUCGGAAGAUGUGUAAGGACAAAAGUGGGAUCGUUGCAUUACAGACACCAGUUUACUGUUAACUGUUGAGUUAUCGAUUUCUACAGAACUUAAGUGUGCACCACUGCAGUAUGAUGACAUUUAAGUUUUAUAGACUUUCAUGCAAUAGUUACUGUCACACAGCUCCGGACAUUGAAAGUGGAAGGACGGAGAACCACACAGAAACAAUAUCGGCGAAUGAUGAUGUAUAUUUGUUUUAAGUUUCGUGAAAUAGGUACUGUGAAACAGCCCCGGACGUACAA
Messenger RNA from Dreissena polymorpha, 808 nucleotides. RefSeq lists its product as uncharacterized. The record is from RefSeq and is a predicted model, not a curated record. Bases 1 to 471 code for a protein of 156 amino acids. NCBI's taxonomy places the organism in Eukaryota, Metazoa, Mollusca, Bivalvia, Myida, Dreissenidae. The transcript has 8 exons.